Molecule: messenger RNA, 1443 nt
Organism: Bactrocera dorsalis (oriental fruit fly)
Lineage: Eukaryota; Metazoa; Arthropoda; Insecta; Diptera; Tephritidae
Product: ubiquitin domain-containing protein 1
Molecular function (GO): protein binding
Source: RefSeq, a predicted model, not a curated record
AAAUGUCAAAGGAAGAAAUGGAAUUGAAAUAGUUGAAAAUGAAAAAAUUCUCAGCGUAGAUCGUGAAAAUAUUGCGGAAAUGUUUGGUGAAGAAUUUGCAGAACUGCAAAUAAAAUAUCAGUGGAAACUUCAAAAAGAUUUGUUCAAUAAAAUUUCCAAGCAAUUAAAUGCUUUGCAGUGAGUGCUCUACGUUUAAAACAUAUCAAAAGUGCGUCAGGUACUUGGUUGCACGGUUGCUGCAAUAGUCGUGGAAAAGGCAACGUGAAAAUCUAAAAUAAAUCAUACAUAUGCUAAAAUGCCGUCAAACGAAGUGGUGCAACAGUAAAAAAGCAAAUCACACAGCAAUUUCGACAAAAUAAAGAUAUCACGAGUAGAAAGACAGUAAAACACAACGCGCGCACUCCAAUAAAAUUUGCAUUUCCAAAUUGAACACAUAUAUAUUUCGUUAUUCCUUUCAAUAUAUUCGGUCGUACACGGUCAUACGUUCGAACGUGUUUUCCGGCGCUGGUACGCUGUUUUGGUGGACGCGCAACACGUAAAUUAUAUGCGAAAAUAUGGGUGGUUGCAUUGGCAUACACAGCACCGACAAUGAGACAGUCAGUGUGUCUUCAGCGAGUUUAUCGAGGCCACCAACAGGCGCGGGCGGCGCCCAAACGGGUCCAUCGCGUAAAAAUCGCCCACUGUGCAAUGAGACAAUACGCUGGCGUUCCGAUGUGCCAUUGACGGAGGGUCAACUACGUUCCAAACGUGAUGAAUUCUGGGAUACUGCGCCGGCGUUCGACGGUCGCAAAGAAAUUUGGGAUGCGCUGCGGGCAGCCACAAACGCGGCGGAGGAGUUAAACUUCGAAAUGGCGCAGGCAAUACUUGACGGAGCGAAUAUAUCGGUGCCCAAUGGUUACCUCACAGAAUGUUAUGAUGAACUUGGCACACAAUACAAAGUGCCAAUAUACUGUCUGUCUUAUCCUAUAAAUAUCGUUAAAGAGGAGAAUGGACGUGAUUCACCAGCGGAAUUCUCAGAGCCCGUCGACGGUGGCACUGAAGUAUUCCUAAAACUGCGAAUAUCGUCCACAAUGUUGGAUGUCAAAUUACCAGUAUAUUCAAAAGACACUGUGGGACAGUGCAAAAAGAAAUUGCAGGCUGUGGAAGGCAUCGACGCCUGCUGUCAGCGUUGGUUCUACAGUGGCAAAUUACUUGGCGACAAAGUGCCCAUAGACGAGUGCAACAUACAGAACGGCUAUGUCGUACAGGUCAUUGUCAAUACGGAGCAUUACAAUCACGAUAGCAGCACAAUUAUACCGGUUGCGAGCUAGCCAAGUGUUAACGCUAAUGCAAAAUGUAAAAAAAUAUUAGCAACGAUUACAGCAACAGCAGCGACAGCAACGACAAUGUCAAUGCGAACGCUAAUAACAACAACAACAACAACAAUGUCGAAAGCCACAACAG